Molecule: messenger RNA, 267 nt
Organism: Fusarium oxysporum Fo47
Lineage: Eukaryota; Fungi; Ascomycota; Sordariomycetes; Hypocreales; Nectriaceae
Exons: 2
Coding region: 1-267 (88 amino acids)
Source: RefSeq, a predicted model, not a curated record
AUGAUCGAACGUGGAACUCCUGUCCUGAUCAACUUCAGAACAGUUGCUCAAGUCACAGCGCUCCUUCUCAUCCUUGCGAGCCUUUUCACAUCGCCUGAUUUCAAGGUCGACGCCUGUCGACAUGUGGCACCAUCUGCAGCGGGCUCAGUGACUCAGCUUCGCAGUCUCUGGGAUGUCCCGGAUGGUAUGGAGCCUAACAGAACUGAACCAUGGAAGUUGGCUGUCAAUGCCUGGUUCAAGUCACAUCUCCAGGUAUAUCAGACGUGA